GGUGUCAGAGGCAGCUCUUGAGGGCCUCACCUGUCCUAUUGCUGGAAUAUAUUUAUUAUUCAUUUUCUUUGCCUCAUGCUAUUUUGAACUCCAGGCCUGCGACCGAGACCAGCAGUGCGGAGGAGGGAUGUGCUGCGCUGUUAGCCUCUGGAUCCGCAGCCUGCGCAUGUGCACGCCCAUGGGAAAUUUGGGAGAGGAGUGCCAUCCUUUGAGUCACCGAGUUCCCUUCUCCGGGCGGCGGAUGCACUACACCUGCCCGUGCCUCCCCAGCCUGGCCUGCCUACGGACCUCGCCCAGCAAAUUCAAAUGUUUACCAGACUUCAGAAAAGAAGAUGUCUUUUUUUAG
This is a messenger RNA of Pterocles gutturalis (yellow-throated sandgrouse), 346 nucleotides long. Its product is annotated as toxin MIT1-like. Lineage: Eukaryota; Metazoa; Chordata; Aves; Pterocliformes; Pteroclidae. The record is from RefSeq and is a predicted model, not a curated record. The annotation marks the transcript as partial. The transcript has 2 exons.